AUGGCAUCCUUCAGGCUCCAGGGAUUUCAAUCCGUCUUUCGAGGUCAGACGCGCCUGCUACGGAACCAGCAGCGUCGUUGGGCGGAAGUCCACGACGUGCGCUACCUUGCGUCGCAUCACGAUCCCAAGUAUGUGUUGGACAAAUAUCGGGCGAAGCUCGACGAGAAGGCCAGGCAAGAGGGCCAUGAUUCCGUCGAAUCUUUGAAGGAGGCCUACACCGAGAAAAUUCAAGACUUACGCCGCAAAGCAUCCACCGUCGCAACACCAGAGCCCAAGACUGCUUCAUCAACCAUCACCGGAACAUCGCCUUCUUUCCAAGCUCCUCCGCCGCCAAAGGCCGACCCCACUGUCAAGGCCGCGCGCAAGGCUUCUAGCAGCGAAACCCCCAUUAAACCGCUCAGCACAUACCUAGAUGUCGACAAGAUCCGCGAGCUUCCAGCAAAAGAAAUCGAGGCCUUGUGGCGCCUCCGCUUCGCCAACGACGGCACCUCCAUCACUGCCGCCAUUCCUCUAGAUGUUUACAAACGCAUUGCCCACGCCGCGCGUCACAACCCACAAUUCGUCCUUCCCCUCCCGCGCCAGCAGACCGACGACAUCGGUCCCGAUGAAGUCGACGCCGACGGCAACCCGCUCGGCUCGGGUGCGGAUAUUCACUUCCUGCAGUGGGCCUUCCACCCGCCGGCGGAGGAGUCUGCUAAGCCCAAGGGCGAGACUGCCAACACACACACAUCGACUGUGAUCUUCACGCACCUCGGUGCGUUCAAGAUGCAUGGUUCGUAUGCUCAGCCGCAUACUACCGUUACCCAUCAUCUUGAUCUGGCGGAUGACAAAGGAUUGGUCCUUAUGCAUGGGCAGGUUGUUCCGGACCGGGGCGUCUCGACUACUGAGGCUACGUGGUUGGUCAGCUGUGUGCAGCGAUUCUAUGAUUUCGAGGGCCAGGCUAGUGGCCGGAAGAGCGAGUUGGUGAAGAUGUUCACUCGCGGUGAUGUAGAGAACUUCAAGAUUGAUGAGCUCCUCGAGGAGGCUGAGCGCAUCAACUAG
This is a messenger RNA of Penicillium maclennaniae, 1041 nucleotides long. Its product is annotated as ATP11 family protein. Gene Ontology annotation, biological process: mitochondrial proton-transporting ATP synthase complex assembly. The record is from RefSeq and is a predicted model, not a curated record. The transcript is spliced from 2 exons. NCBI's taxonomy places the organism in Eukaryota, Fungi, Ascomycota, Eurotiomycetes, Eurotiales, Aspergillaceae. Gene Ontology annotation, cellular component: mitochondrion. Bases 1 to 1041 code for a protein of 346 amino acids.